Molecule: messenger RNA, 994 nt
Organism: Emericellopsis atlantica
Lineage: Eukaryota; Fungi; Ascomycota; Sordariomycetes; Hypocreales; Bionectriaceae
Exons: 1
Coding region: 267-887 (206 amino acids)
Source: RefSeq, a predicted model, not a curated record
GUCUAUCGACAGAGUGUGUGAUUUUUGAACCUGUGCAGGGAGGGUCCUCUCGUCAUCACACUUUUCUACCCCCAUCUUUCGCGUCGUCAGGGAUCGCGAAUCGCGAUCGGCUCCAUAGUCGAGCGAAAAAAAUCUUGAAAGCGCAGAGAGACUACCUGGUAGUCACCACCAACCCCAAAGGCAAAACUCCCACUGCCUCAUCAUAUCAAAGACAAGAGUGCGGCAUUCCUCUCCUUGCUCUCAUUCCCUUUUCUGCCCUUUAAGCAAUGAAGGACACGCCCACCGUCAUGAUCACGGAAACGCAGCCUCUACUCGUCAAACCAGCGCCACCCCCAUCGCCACCUCUCAACUCGGCGCAGCGCAUCGCCAUCACCCUCUUCGCGUCCGUGCGCGUCGUCCGUGGUCUCGCCUUCAUCGCCUGGCCGGCCAUCGGCCUCUCGUCAUUUGACAUUCCCACCACAGGCGCGACAUUUUUGCUGGGCGCGCUUCUCGGCUCCAGGGAUUUCCUCCUGGGCGGCCUGCUCUGGACGGCUGACCUCGAUGCACCCAGCAGGCGCGAGGUGCGUAGAGCGCUCCUGGUGAACCUUCUCUCCGACGCCAUGGACACCUGCAUCCUCAUCUUCUCCGCCGCCUGCUCCUGGCACUGGCGCAACCCGUUUAUUGAGAUUGGCCUCGCCGCUGUCCUGGCCGUCGCAGAACACCUGACUCUGUGGAGCAUGGACGAGGACACCGACGAUGGCGCAGCAGCCUACGUGCGGCUUGUCCAGGCCGGCGAGGACAAGCAGAGGCGCAUGGACUCGUGGCUGACCGAGUUGAGGGCGGCGGAGGCGCAGAGCUAUCGACCUGCGUCGACAGUUGCCGAGUCCCAUGCUGGAGGGGCUCAAUGACGAUGAUGAGAUAGGUUCAUGUCAACGAUUUACACUUAUAAGCGUACGGUGUUUGGGGUACAUUGUCAUUUUGAAGGAAAAACUGUUCUUUUCAGGAGUUUAGCUUG